This is a messenger RNA of Pipra filicauda (Wire-tailed manakin), 2238 nucleotides long. RefSeq names its product beta-1,3-galactosyl-O-glycosyl-glycoprotein beta-1,6-N-acetylglucosaminyltransferase 3. Gene Ontology annotation, cellular component: membrane. Gene Ontology annotation, molecular function: acetylglucosaminyltransferase activity. The transcript has 2 exons. The coding region runs from base 469 to 1761 and encodes 430 amino acids. The record is from RefSeq and is a predicted model, not a curated record. Lineage: Eukaryota; Metazoa; Chordata; Aves; Passeriformes; Pipridae.
UCGCCCAGAGUCGCAUUUUCCCCUACAAAGUAACUUCACAUCUGACUGUUGCUGUGUAGCAGAACGUGUGGCAGAGGAGGCAGGGCAGUCAGACUGCUACGAAAUACUCGGGUUUCUUUGCAGAACAGCAGCCAGGCCAGGGACAGCACCCUGCAGGAACCUCAGGCAGAGCUGAGUACCCAACAGCAACAGUUCCAGGGAGCAACCCCCUUUCCCUGCUGGCUCCUCGGGAGGCUUUCCUUACAAGGCAUUCGAUGAGCACAAAGACACAGAAGAUAGAUAACCACCUCCAGUGCCGGUAAAACCAGAGCCACGCCACAGAGGGGGAGGAGACUCCCUUUUAUUCACCUGUUACUCACCUGCGGUCACGCCGAGAUCUCCCUGUCACUGCUGCAGCAGCUCCCAGGGAGCCGCCGGUCCCGGGGCUGCCCCUGCGGGUCGGCGGAGCCCCCCGAGGGCCCCGGGGCCAUGCGGCUGUGGGAGCGGGCGGUGCCGGGGGCCCGGCGGCGCUGGGCGCUGCUCCUGCCCCCGCUGGCCCUGCUGGCCGCAGCCCUGGCCCUGCGAGAGGCCGCCCGGCCCUGCCCCGCCGACCGGCCCCGCUGCCGGCAGCGCCUGUACCGCGCCCUGGAGCUGCCCCCCGGCCGCGGCAUCAACUGCUCGGGCAUCGUCCGCGGAGACCGCAGGGCCAUCGAGGAGGCGCAGCUCCGCAACCUGGAGGUGGCGAACAGGAGGGCUCCGCUGACGCCCGGCCACUACCUGAACAUGACGAGGGACUGCAGCGCCUUCAGGCAGACCCGGCGCUUCAUCGAGUUCCCGCUGAGCCAGGAGGAGGCGGAGUUCCCCAUCGCCUACUCCAUGGUCAUCCACAACAAAAUCGAGAUGUUCGAGCGGCUCCUGCGCUCCCUCUACGCCCCCCAGAACGUCUACUGCGUGCACGUGGACAGCAAGUCCCCGGCCGCCUUCCAGGAGGCCGUGCGGGCCAUCGCAGGCUGCUUCCCCAACGUCUUCGUGGCCAGCCGCCUGGAAAACGUGGUCUACGCCUCCUGGUCCCGGCUGCAGGCCGACCUCAACUGCAUGCGGGACCUGCUGCGGAGCCCCGUGCCCUGGCGGUACCUGCUCAACACCUGCGGCACCGACUUCCCCAUCAAGACCAACGCCGAGAUCGUGCGCGCCCUGAAGGUGCUGCAGGGCCGGAACAGCAUGGAGUCGGAGAAGCCCUCGGCGGCCAAGCGGGCGCGCUGGCAGUUCCACCACGAGGUGGGGAAGGCCAUCUCCCGGACCGACAUAGAGAAGCUGCCGCCGCCCCUCAACUGCCCCAUGUUCACGGGCAACGCGUACAUCGUGGUGACACGGGGCUUCGUGCGGCACCUCUUCGAGAACCCCACGGCACAGAAGUUCCUCGAGUGGUCCAAGGACACCUACAGCCCUGACGAGCACGUGUGGGCCACCCUGACCCGCAUGCCGGGCGUGCCGGGGGCCGUGCCCCACAACGACAAGUUCCAGCUGUCGGACAUGAACGCCCUUCCCCGCCUGGUCAAGUGGGCGUACCUGGAGGGCGAUCCCAGCAAGGGCGCGCCGUACCCGCCCUGCACCGGCCGCCACCAGCGCUCCGUCUGCAUCUACGGGGCGGGCGACGUGCCCUGGAUGCUGCAGCAGCACCAUCUCUUGGCCAACAAGUUCGACCCCGAGGUGGACGAUGCCGCCAUCCUGUGCCUCGAGGAGCACCUGCGCCACAGGGCCCUCUACGGCCACGGGCUCUGAGGGGACCCGAGGGACCCCCGCCGGCACUGCCGCCCUCCCGGGCCAGCACUGCCGCCCUCCCGGGCGAGCCCCGCCGAGGGCGCCGCGGGGACACCGGGAGGGGAUCCCUCUGAUCCCCCCAAUCCCUGCUGGGCACGGACCUCGGGGACAGCGAGAGGGGAUCCCCCUGCGACCCCCGAGCCCUGCCGGGCGCGCACCUCGGCGGGCCCCGAGGGAAGCACCGCGGUGACCGCGCAGGGCUGGCCGGGGCUCGGCGGAGGGAAGGGCGGGCGGGCUCAGCUCUGCCCUGCCCUGCUCUGCCCCCGCCCCGCGGCUCCCGCCGCCCCUCCUCGCACAGACCGGCUGCAGGAGCGCGCGGGGCGUUUUCUCUUCCCUUGCCGGGCUUUGUUCGCAGAAGUGACCCCAGGGCUGCUGCUCGUACCCGGGCAGGGCCGGGGCACGGGCCAGGCACCUGCACGUCCUGCCAGGAGCGGAGCU